Messenger RNA from Aspergillus viridinutans, 855 nucleotides. Its product is annotated as putative AT DNA binding protein. NCBI's taxonomy places the organism in Eukaryota, Fungi, Ascomycota, Eurotiomycetes, Eurotiales, Aspergillaceae. Bases 1 to 855 code for a protein of 284 amino acids. The transcript has a single exon. The record is from RefSeq and is a predicted model, not a curated record.
AUGUGCCAAGAGCAGCAGCAGCAACAGCCACAAAUCUCUCUCCCUGUCAAUCAGGGCCUGGUAUCGUUUCCACCGCCCCGUCAUGAGUUGUCUGCACCACCAGCAGUUCCAUCCGAGGGCAGUCACAUGCGAAAGCGGCCGCUUUUCCUCUUGGACAAACCGCCUCUUGCCCCACGCGCUAUCCAGCCUCGGCCAGCUGCCAGCACGGCCUCUUACAGUAGUGAGAGCGGCGCUUCUGCGCUCCUUUCCCCGAGUCUGGAUAGUAUUACGACCAAAGGCGAGCCGCCCCGGAAACGAGGCCGGCCAAGCAAAGCCGAAGCGGAGCGACGAAAAGCGGCUGCGGAGGCUCGAGGCGAAGCAUACCCUCCUCCCCGAAGGUCGGGAUCUCAUAGGCUGAAAGCUCCUUCAACACCAGCCAGCCCACCGGGAGUCAUGUCUUCAAACACUUCGUUUACGCCUCAGACGAGUAUCCGGCCGGUGGAAGUCCAGAACCCAGAGCUGCGCUAUGCACCGCCGCUUGGGAGGCCAGUCACGCUCAUGGCACCCAUCGAGGACGGACGAGCAAGAGGGGUACCGAGUCGUGACCCGGCACCGAUACUAAGAGAGCUUCCAAGACCGACCGACAAACGGCAGACUCUACCUUCACCCCAACCGCUACAACUGAGCCGCGCAGAGCCGGUCGCGCGGAUGGAUCCCGGGGAGCGACCAUUUGAGCCUCGUCCCUCCGAAAGAUUCUCCUUUGGAGACAGCAGUCGACGUAUCCUGACCGAUCCUGUAAGCAGACGGCCAGAAGGGCCCGCAUUGUCUACUCCUGAAGUACCUGCUGCCACUUCAGCCGAAAGAAGACCCGAGUGA